ACUUUGAAUUUUCGUAACAGUAUCUAUCUUCUUCAACGUCGUGGACCACGUCGAAAAAGGGCCAUUAAUCCAAAAACAUGUUGUCUCUUCUCUCUCUCUGCAUCACUUGUUUGCUCUUAUUAUUUGCAGAAAAAUAAAAUAAGAGAGAGAGAGAGAGAGAGUCCAACUUCUCCUUUUCACACUCCAGUCCACCACGCUUCCUUCUCUUUCAUCUCACUCCAAUCUCAUUUUCAUUUUCAUUUUCAUUUUCACCUAUAGCUAUAGUAUCUUUUACUAUUUUAUCCUUUUAUUCAUUCACAAAAACACGUAUUACUUUUCAACUUCACUUCAAAUCAAUUCGUUCGUUUUCCUUCAAAAUUCUACCCAUUUUCAAAUUAAUUUCUCCUCCAUUGGAUCAAUUCAAUUCAAUUAGGGUUUCAUCCAUCCAACUCAAGAUCUACCUAACUCAAUUACUACUACCGGUUUGGAUCCGAUCGGAGCUACAAACAGCGCCAUCAAAUGGCGCUGUUCAGAAGAUUUUUCUACCGAAAGCCGCCGGAUCGGCUUUUGGAGAUCUCAGAAAGAGUUUAUGUUUUUGAUUGUUGCUUCUCCCCGGAAGUCUUGGAAGAAGAUGAAUACAGAGUUUAUAUGGGGGGAGUGGUGGCUCAGCUACAGGAUCACUUUCCGGAUGCUUCUUUCAUGGUGUUCAACUUCAGAGAAGGGGAGAGACGCACCCAAGUCUCGGACAUACUUUCUCAGUAUGACAUGACAGUUAUGGAGUAUCCUCGGCAAUAUGAAGGUUGUCCUCUUUUGCCUCUAGAGAUGAUCCAUCACUUUCUUCGAUCAAGUGAAAGCUGGCUGUCUUUGGAGGGGCAACAGAAUGUGCUUUUGAUGCACUGCGAAAGAGGAGGUUGGCCUGUGCUGGCAUUCAUGCUCGCAGGUCUUCUGUUAUACCGGAAACAGUACACCGGAGAGCAGAAGACUCUUGAAAUGGUCUACAAGCAAGCUCCUAGAGAACUACUCCACCUGUUAACUCCUUUCAACCCACAGCCUUCUCAGUUCAGAUAUCUUCAGUAUAUUUCAAGGAGACAUUUGGGUUCUGAGUGGCCACCAUCGGAAACACCCUUGUAUCUGGAUUGUCUGAUUCUUAGAGACCUUCCAUUAUUUGAUGGUGGAAAAGGUUGCAGGCCUGUUGUGCGUGUUUAUGGCCCGGACCCUUCAAAACCUGCCAAUAGAAGUUCAAAGCUUCUUUUUUCAACCUCAAACUCCAAAAAGCAUGCUCGACACUAUCAACAGGCAGAGUGUAUGCUCGUGAAGAUUGAUAUCCAUUUUCGUGUGCAAGGAGAUGUAGUUCUCGAGUGCAUAAAUUUAAAUGAAGAUUUUACUGGUGAGGAGACGAUGUUUAGAAUUAUGUUCCAUACUGCAUUUGUGCGGUCAAAUAUAUUGAUGUUGAACCGUGAUGAAAUUGAUAUUUUGUGGGAUGCAAAGGAUCAAUAUCCCAAGGACUUCAAAGCAGAGGUGCUUUUUUUGGACGCUGAUGCUGUUAUACCUGAUGUGAACACAGUCAUGGUGAGUGAAGAUGCAAAUGAGAUAGAAAAUGCUUCACCUGAGGAAUUCUAUGAAGUGGAAGAGAUUUUCAGCAAUGCAAUUGAUGCACAGGAAAGUAAGGCAGAUGAUGAUUCUCAAACCUUUCAUGACAAUGCAGUGGGUGGUGAAAAUCAUAAAGGGAUCUUGAGGGAGGAUUCAGAUCCUCAUGCUUUUCAGGAUUGCACGCAAGAUUAUGGGAUUCUCAAACAGGUUGGAAAGAUGGAUUCCGGUAUUAAUGCUGUGAAAGAUAUAUCCGUUGAUGAUGUUAACUACAAGUUCAAUAAGAGCAUGGAUUCAGAUCCUCAAGCAGUGAAGGACAUUGCCAUGGAUGAUGGAGAAAUUAAGUCAACUUCCACUGCCAUCACUUAUGAUAUGACGAUACCUCUGGAAACAAAGGAAAUCCUUGAGGACGCUGAUCGGGUAUCAGAAAUUAUGGAGAACAGAUUUGAUGAAGAUAACGAAGCAACGGAAAAGGAAUUAGAUUACAAGGAAGGGCAGCCUAUGCCUGAUAGUUCCAAACAAAAAUCUGGUAAACUACUUCCAUCUACUGCUAAGAAACAAUUUCCAUCAAACUCAAAGCCAGGAGAUACUGUUGGAAAACAAAAGAUUAAAGAAACCGCUGCUUUUCAGGCAAAACAAGCUAAACCAACUGCAGUGACUAGGUGGAUUCCUUCUAACAAGGGUUCUUACACAAAUUCGAUGCAUGUAUAUUAUCCACCAUCAAGGAUUAAUAGUGCACCAGCUGGACUGUCAAAUUUAACCACUUCAAAGGAGAAAAUGGAAGAUAACAAAGCAAAAUCUUCAUCUGCUCCUUUUGGCUCUGCAGCAGUUGUUUCUGCUGACAUGAAAAAUGACCUGAAAUGUCGGAAGGUGGCCACUUCAAAAUCGUUUGGCCACACAGUAUCAGAAAUUGAUGCAAAAUGUCCACCAUCACCACCAUCAAAAGAGACAUCUCUUAAUUCAGCUACUCGGGCAGAAGAACAGAGCUCAGAGCAAUUGCUACAGCCUCCCCCACGGCCUCCUCCUCCUCCCCCUCCUCCACCACCCCCUCCGCCACCACCCUUAACAUCAUUUAGUAGACAAGACAUUAGGGUGAAUUUACAGCCUGAAACUUCUCCGUCACUUCCACCUCCGCCACCACCUCCACCCUCCUGGAAGUUUGUGGCUUCAUCAAUAGUUGGAGAGACCCGUGGUUCCUUACCACUCUUGCCACCCACUCUUCCCUUUGCUAGCAGUGAAAUUACAUCAAAAUUUUCUGAAGUAUCUACAACUGUGACCCUGUCAAGGCCUCCCCCUCCUCCACCACCACCUCCACCUCCACCAAUCCCCCCUCCAAGGUACGAAGUAUCAACCAUUCCUCCUCCACCACCACCACCAACAGUACCUCCUACAAAGCGUGGAAUUUCAUCAAUUCCUCCUCCUCCUCCUCCUCCCCCCUCAUUUCCUAUGUCUUCAUCAAACAUUUCUUCAUUCUCGCCACCUCCAAUUGCAUCUCAUAAAGCUCCAGCCCCACCGCCACCCCCACCUCCGCCACCUUUUGCUAAUUCAUAUAUAGGUUCACCACCUCCACCUCCUUUUAAUAAUGCUCCACCAGCAACACUUCCUCCUCCACCACCACCACCACCACUUCCUCCUUUUACUAGUGCUCCACCAGUACCACCCCCACCUCCUCCACCCCCUUUCAGUGCAUCUCAGUCUACACCCCCUCCUUUUAGUAGAGCUCCCCCACCUCCACCUCCACCUCCUCCAAUGUCUAGAGCCCCUCCGCCUCCACCUCCUCCUCCUCCAAUGUCUGGAGCCCCUCCACCUCCUCCUCCUCCAAUGUCUAGAGCCCCUCCGCCUCCACCUCCUCCUCCGAUGUCUAGAGCCCCUCCACCUCCUCCGGUGUUUGGAGCCCCUCCACCUCCACCUCCUCCUCCGAUGUCUAGAGCCCCUCCACCUCCUCCAGUGUCUGGAGCCCCUCCACCUCCACCUCCUCCAAUGUCUAGAGCCCCUCCACCUCCACCUCCUCCGAUGUCUAGAGCCCCUCCACCACCUCCUCCAAUGCACGGAGCACCACCACCACCACCACCUCCUGGUGGUGGUGGUCGAGGUCCUCCUCCUCCCCCACCUCCUGGUGGUCGAGGCCCACCUCCUCCCCCUCCUCCUGGUGGUCGAGGCCCACCUCCUCCACCUCUUCCUGGUGGUGGACCUCCACCACCACCCCCCUUAGGUUCCAAAGGUGCCAGUGUUGGACCUGCACGCCCUGGUCCAGUGGCACCAGGUCGUGGUGGAUAUGCACGCCCUGGUGCAGUGGCACCCCGACGAUCCUCCUUAAAGCCUUUGCAUUGGAGUAAGGUUACAAGGGCAUUGCAAGGAAGUUUAUGGGAAGAAUUACAAAGACACGGAGAACUGCAAAUUGCACCAGAGUUUGAUGUUUCAGAGCUAGAAAAACUUUUCUCUGCAAAUGUUCCAAAACCUACUGAUUCAAGUGGCAAACCUGGAGGGAGGCGCAAGUCUACAGGAUCUAAACCUGAAAAAGUUCACUUGGUUGACCUAAGGAGGGCCAAUAAUACGGAAAUCAUGCUAACUAAGGUUAAGAUGCCACUCCCUGAUAUGAUGGCUGCAGUACUGGCUUUGGAUGACUCGGUAUUAGAUGUUGAUCAGGUGGAAAAUCUCAUUAAGUUUUGUCCCACCAAAGAGGAAAUGGAACUUUUGAAGGCAUACACUGGCGACAAGGAGAUUUUGGGGAAGUGUGAACAGUUUUUUUUGGAGCUGAUGAAGGUGCCAAGGGUGGAGUCAAAAUUAAGAGUAUUCGCUUUCAAAAUUCAGUUUCAGUCUCAGGUUACAGAAUUUAGGAAGAGUUUAAACACUGUGAACUCUGCCUGUGAAGAGGUCCGAAAAUCUUACAAACUAAAGGACAUCAUGAAGAAAAUACUUUUUUUGGGUAAUACAUUGAACCAGGGAACAGCAAGAGGAUCUGCAGUUGGAUUUAAGUUGGAUAGUCUUUUAAAGCUCACCGACACUCGUGCUUCUAACAAUAAGAUGACACUGAUGCAUUAUCUUUGCAAGGUGCUAGCUGAAAGGUCGCCCGGACUCCUUGAUUUUCACAAAGACCUUGUUAGUCUGGAAGGUGCCACUAAGAUACAAUUGAAAUCAUUAGCAGAAGAGAUGCAGGCAAUCACCAAGGGAUUAGAAAAGGUUAAACAGGAGCUUGCUGGAUCGGAAAAUGAUGGACCUGUGUCCGAAGUUUUCUGUAAGACGUUGAAAGGAUUCAUUAUGGUAGCUGAAUCAGAUGUGGCAGAUCUAAUAACACUAUAUUCUACGGUGGGUAAAAAUGCAGAUGCACUUGCACAGUAUUUUGGCGAGGAUCCAGCUCGAUGCCCAUGUGAGCAAGUUACUGCAACUCUAUUAAAUUUUAUAAGGUUGUUCCGGAAAGCACAUGAAGAGAAUUGCAAACAAGCAGAAUUAGAGAAGAAGAAAGCUGAGAAAGAGGCUGAAAUGGAGAAGGCUAAGGGCGUUAACUUAACAAAGAAGAGUGCAAAAGAUAGUUGAACUGGGUUUUCUUCUCCUCUGCACCAACAGCCUACUCUUACCGAAGAGCAGGAAGCUACCCAUGCAGGGGGAAUGCUUCUGAGGCCAGUUAUGCCUUACAAAACUUCUCCAUCUGCGAUGAUGAUGUGAAAAUGAGCCUUUCGAGCUUAUCUAUUGAAGGUGGAAUAUCAAAUGCAUGCCACCUGGGGACGUUUGAACACACAAGAAGUUAAGAGUUGAUUUUUUGAUGCUGUUGAAUCAGAUAUAUUCGGCCCAUUAAUCCUUUUUGUCAGAAGACUAGUAUUGAGUUUACUCCAAAUGGGUCUUUGGAAUGAUGGAUCGUUCCCGUCGUGGUGGAUGCUUAUCAUGGAACGUAAGUGCCGUUUUGCCAGAACUGAUGCUUACUGUGAUUGCUCAAGAUGCCAUCUGCAUCCUCCGAUGAAUGCUAUUAAAUGGUGGACCCAACCCAUCUCAUGAUGGUUCAAGAAGAAAAUUUUGUUGUGGAGCAUGCUUUCUGUUCCUGUAGAGCUGGCAUUGGAUUGCAUCAUUCAUUUGCCUUAUUUUGUCCAACACUAGAGCAGAAGCUUUCUGGAUUUGCAAAGCCCUGCAAUGUAGUACCAUGAAACCCUUGUACAAAUCACUAACCCUCUCCUUUAGGAUCCAAUUCUUUCUCAUUAACAUAGAAAUUAGUUUUCCUUUUUAAGGGAGAUUUUGGUAGAUACCAUCCAGAAAUUGUUGUAUAGAUGCGAGGUUAAGAGAAAAUAGAAAUCAAGUCAAUGUAUUUGUAACUGUAAUAUAUAUAUAAGUGAAGAGAAGGUCUGAUUAGAAACGCAGUGCAAGUUUCAUUUUUCAUGUGAAAUAGCAUUGUCAAGUGUAAAAUGUUAUUGUAACAUUCUGUUGUACAAAAAGAAAUUCUUAAUUUGCUUGUUUUCUUUA
Messenger RNA from Trifolium pratense (red clover), 6015 nucleotides. Its product is annotated as formin-like protein 20. The record is from RefSeq and is a predicted model, not a curated record. Lineage: Eukaryota; Viridiplantae; Streptophyta; Magnoliopsida; Fabales; Fabaceae. The coding region runs from base 499 to 5100 and encodes 1533 amino acids. The transcript has 17 exons.